GCUAUGUUUUGAAAUCUGGGCAGCUGCUGCCAAAGCUCUGCACCGCAUUAUUUGUAGGCUGUCAUUCUGGAUCAAAUGUAAGGGCGAAAUAAAACAUGCCAAAGUCUCUGAAAAAGUCCUGCACCGCUCAGACCUCCAUUAGCAGGUACUUCGGAGGACUGAGCAGCAGCAGCUUUGCCUCCAGCAGUCAGUGUGGGAUUAACCAAAAUCCUUCUGAGCUUUCGAGAGGCAAGCAGAAGUUUUCAUCUGAUGAUGAUUUAGGAUUGCCCAAAAAACGAGCUAAGCCUUCUCCAAAGGACAAGCAGCUGGAGGAUGUGGAGUGCGAGCCUGCAUCCUGCCAGGGAACUAAAGACACAAAGCUGACACUGAGCCGAAAAGCAGGCAGCCUGUGCUCCUCCACCUUGGAGAAGCUGAGAGGCUUCACCUGCGUGGCUGAGCCCAGUGUCAGCGGCAGCAACAUCCGGGAAACAACAAAGACAGAUGAUGCUAAAAGUAAAAUCACUGGUCAGGAAAGCAGUGUUUGGCCUGCUCACAGUGUUGCAGAUCAACCCAAAACUGCACACAGACUACAGCAUGCUGAAGAGGAGAAUGAGGAUGAAGAGGAGGAUGAUGAAGAAAAGGGAGAUCCAGGAAAGGCUGCUACAAAACGUGGGUUUCACUUCUCUCAAUUUGCCAAGACGGGAGGAGAAGGAAAGUGUGCAGAACUGGGUCCUCUGUUAGAUUCUAGCGCCCCCUCCAGGCGUUCAAAGAGCAUAUACACUCCCCUGGAGCAGCAGGUGAUCCAGCUGAAACAGCAGCAUAAGGAUGCUUUGUUGGCUGUGGAGUGUGGCUACAAGUACAGGUUCUUUGGAGAGGAUGCAGAGAUUGCCGCAAAGGAGCUGAAUAUCGUCUGUCAUCUGGAUCAUAACUUCAUGACGUGCAGCAUCCCUACACACCGCCUGUUUGUUCAUGUCAGACGGUUGGUGUCUCAUGGACACAAGGUUGGAGUGGUUAAACAGACGGAGACAUCUGCAAUCAAGGCAUCAGGGGCCAACAGGAAUGCUUUGUUCACGCGUCAGCUCAGUGCCCUGUACACCAAGUCCACUUUGGUGGGAGAGGAUGUAAACCCGGUGUGCAGACUGGGGGAUGUGGAGGAAGGCGGCUGUGAUGAUGUUGUGUCGGACCCUCCUGACAGUUUCCUGCUUUGUAUUAGUGAGAACUGGGACAAACAGAAGAAGCAGCUCACCGUGGGGCUGGUGGCAGUUCAGCCCAGCACAGGCGACGUGCUUCUGGACUGUUUCCCUGAUGGUCCCUCCCGCUCUGAGCUGGAGGGCCGUGUCCUAAAGAUCAACCCUGUGGAAAUCCUGGUGCCCUCUGACCUCUCAGAACAAACCGAGAGACUCUUGCACAGCAUUACUAAUGCAAGCGCUCAGGCCGACGACCGAAUCAGGGUUGAGAGGAGGGACGGCACUGAGUUUGAGUUUGCCUCUGCAAUGAACACAGUUACCAAGUUCUACUGCCACACCCAGGCGAAAGGCUCUCACUCUCUGUCCAGUGUAGCUUCCCUUGAGAGCCCAGUGAUCUGCUGCCUGGGGCCACUCAUCCAAUACCUUCAAGAAUUCAACUUAGAACGAGUUCUUAGACGUGAAAGCUCGUUCCUGCGACUGACCUGCGAGUCGGAAGUUAUGCCUCUCAGCGCUGCCACUCUAAGAAAUCUAGAAAUACUCAGCAAUCAGACAGAUGGUAGUGUGAAAGGAAGUCUGUUGUGGGUGUUGGACCAUACUCACACUCCAUUUGGAAGGAGACUGAUGAGGAAGUGGGUGAGCCAGCCCCUUACAAACUUGCAGUCUAUAUCAGAGAGGCAGGAUGCUGUGCAGGAAAUCCUGGAAUCAGAUUCUCUUACUUUAAAUUCCAUUCGAUCCCUGCUGUCUCAUCUGCCAGACCUGGAACGAGGCAUCUGCAGCAUAUAUCACAAAAAGUCUUCUACUCAGGAAUUUUACCUCAUUAGUAGCAGUCUUUCUCGCCUGGGGUUGGAACUGCAGACCUUACUCCCAGCCAUACAGUCCCAGAUCAGCUCAGUGCUACUUCGAAGCCUCUUGUUGGACACUCCAGACCAGCUGAUUCCAGCUCACAGCUUCCUAAAGGUGCUCAAUGAAAAGGCAGCAAAGUCGGGGAAUAAGACGGAGCUGUUCUCAGAUCUGUCUGGAUUCCCAGUGCUGCAGGAAAGAACGGAGCAGAUCCAGACUGUCCUCUGUGAGAUUCAAGACCACCGCAAAGACAUCCGUCUGAAGCUGAAGGCCCCCACGCUUGACUACAUGACUGUCUCAGGACAGGAGUUUUUGAUUGAGGUGAAGAACUCUCUGUCAUCCAUUGUUCCACCUGACUGGGUCAAAAUGAGCAGCACCAAGGCAGUCAGCAGGUAUCACUCUCCUUUCCUGGUGGACCGCUACAAGAAGCUGCAGCAGCUCCGAGAGCAGCUGAUGCUGGACUGCCAGAGGGAGUGGACCAAUUUUCUGGAUCAGUUUGGGGAGCACUACCACACCAUGAAAAGGGCUAUUAGUCACCUAGCAACCAUGGACUGUCUCUUUUCAUUGGCUGAGGUGGCUAAACAAGGGGACUAUUGCAGGCCAGAGGUGUGUGACAACAAGCACCAGAUUAUGAUCAGGGAUGGCAGACAUCCUGCUAUUGAUUUACUGAUGGGAGAGCACAAUCAGUAUGUGCCCAACCACACUGAAUUACAGGGUGACGGCAGGAGAACAAUGAUAAUCACUGGGCCUAAUAUGGGGGGUAAGAGCUCCUACAUUCGCCAGGUUGCUCUUAUCUGUGUAAUGGCUCAGAUGGGCUCCUACGUCCCAGCCUCAGAGGCCUGUGUGGGCAUACUGGAUGGCAUUUACACCAGGAUGGGGGCUUCAGACAACAUCUACAAAGGGCGCAGUACAUUUAUGGAAGAACUGACAGAGGCCGCAGACAUAAUUUCCCAUGCGACCAAACAGUCACUGGUCAUCCUGGAUGAAUUGGGACGAGGUACAAGCACCCAUGAUGGAAUUGCCAUCGCCUAUGCCACUCUGGAAUAUUUCAUCAAAGAGGUGAAAGCCCUAACCCUGUUUGUAACCCAUUAUCCUCCUCUGUGUGAGCUGGAGCGGGUGUAUCCUGAACAUGUAUUGAACUACCACAUGGCUUUCUUACUCAAUGAACCUGAUAUCUCUGCUGACACUGAUGAUGGAGACGUUCAGCCAGAGUUCAUCACCUUCCUAUACCAGUUAACUGAAGGAGCUGCGGGGCGGAGCUACGGCCUGAACGUUGCCCGGCUGGCUGACAUCCCGGAUCCUAUACUGCACACUGCUGCUCGCAAAGCCAGAGAGCUGGAGAAAGUGGUUGAUGCCAGAAGAAAGAAUAAGAAAGUUCUCUCAGAUCUUUGGGGGAUCACUGACAGAACGUCCCUCAUGGAAUGGCUGCAGUCGAACUCUUGACAUCACUGCGACAUUAAUCGCACCAUCACAUGAAGAAAAUGAUCCCACUCCCAGUGAACAGAAGACGAAUAUAAACACAGUACAAAUGUGCUCAGCUGAUGCCGUAGGGUGAUGCUGCUCUUUUUCUAGUGUGUAUGUGUGGGUUUGUGAAAAAGGAUUUUAGCUGUCUCAGGUUCUGGCGAUCGUCAUAUUCUGUACUGUAACCUAAUUGUAAUAACUUCAAUACUACCAGUUGAUUAAGA
Archocentrus centrarchus (flier cichlid) is the source of this 3691-nucleotide messenger RNA. RefSeq names its product mutS homolog 3 (E. coli) (gene msh3). Gene Ontology annotation, molecular function: ATP binding; ATP-dependent DNA damage sensor activity; mismatched DNA binding. The transcript has 24 exons. Gene Ontology annotation, cellular component: nucleus. The coding region runs from base 96 to 3449 and encodes 1117 amino acids. NCBI's taxonomy places the organism in Eukaryota, Metazoa, Chordata, Actinopteri, Cichliformes, Cichlidae. Gene Ontology annotation, biological process: somatic recombination of immunoglobulin gene segments; mitotic recombination; mismatch repair. The record is from RefSeq and is a predicted model, not a curated record.